AUGAAGCCGCCGGUAAAACGAAGGAAGACUUCUGUGGCCCAGACUAAUACAGACGAAGACGAUGAGUUGUUUAUUGAACCAGAGGAGAUCAAUCGAAGGAGAGAUCCCAAUGUUCAGCUCCAGCAGGGGAGGGACCGGGCUGCGAAUAGGCUCAAGUCCAGAUUUGAAAGCAUCUUCGCCAAGUACGAGAAGGAUUUCGAUGGCGUCGGCGAUGUGAUUGAUAUCAUGACGGGUGAGAUUGUGGAAGACAAUGGGCACUUACGGUCAAUGGAGGUUACCGAAGUCGGUCGUGAUGAGACAGGUGAGGACUCUUCAGACGAGGAGCAGGAUCAUUCCAUGAUGGGAGACAAGUACCUGGACAGAGAACCGAACCCAGAGGCAAUGGCAGUGCCGAGGGACCCAUGGAAAGGGCCAGAGAAGGGGCCAGAAUCCAGGUGGCCACAGAUGGGAAUGCGAGGCACUCCACAGCUGUCCUCACUGUUUGGGAAUGGGAACGCAUACAUGAUGAUGCCGGCUCCGCCAUUCCCGCCAUUAGACCUCGGACCUCCUUCGAGCGUUGACCCCAACUGGCAGGCCCCUGAGCUCCCGCAAUCUGCGUUUCUGAGUGAUGGCCACGAGCAGGAGCAGGCUCCACGGAAGGGCGUGAGAAAAUCUCUUCUAAGGCCACACAGUCGAGAUGCAGAUGACGAGGAGGAUGUACUGCUGGGCACUUCCGGCAGUCCGCUCCAGACCAAGGAGUCACCCCUGAUAAGACAGAAGUUCCCCGCGGUCGACAGCAGUCCUAACAACGACAACAGCCACUACAACUUGAUCAAGGACGUCAUAGAAAAUAUGCCGGAUACGCCACCCUCGAUUCGGAAGACACGGACUGCCAGAUCACUAGGGAAACCAUCUCCUUUAAGAAAGCACCACGCAAAACCAAGAAUAGCGAGGCGUCCACAGAAUCGCAAAGGAGGAAGGCGAAGCGAAGGUACAAAAGAGCUAUCGCAGGUGGAGAAGGCGGGUCAUGUUGAGACUGAGACCGAGUCUGUUCAGCAUGUCGAUGCGUGCCAACAAAACCCAGUCGAUCAGACGUCCUGGCAAGAUAGUGAUGUCGAAUUGUUUUUGGAUGUCACAGGGGCUGGUAGCAAGAAGCCAGCUAGACAACGGCUUUUCGUGGAUAUCAGCAUGACGAAGCAGAUUUCUCAGGGAACGUCUGGAUCAGUCAAUCGGAGGGCCAUCAAAGAAGUCGCCGACGAGGCUGUUCGAGUCUGCAAAAAAUCUACUGUGGAGUUACCAGUUCGAAUCAGUGCAGCGCUACACGAGGUCACGGCCAAGGGUCGGCACAGUCAAGCUACCUUGGAGGAUCGACAGGGCAAACAAACCGAGGAUUCAGGCAAAAAACCACGGGAGAAAUUUGCAAGAAACAUGAUGGACCCGGACUUCAUGUUCUCCGACGAAGAGACUCUGUUGCCCAGGAGGAGGGUCAGGCGACAGACAGGACCAACGGGCCGUCCUUUGGCGGCAGUGUUGGUUGAUACGCCAGGGUCCUCAGAAGCGCCGCACGCCCAAGAGCAGCCCUCAGAAGCAGAGCAGCAAAGCGAGCUGAAGCCGCUACAUACGCAGGUCCGCGCACCUCGGCGUCGCUGCUCCUCUAAGCUCGGUAGUGGCUCGGGCUCAGCUGUGAAAGACACCAUAACAGAGCAGCCACGGUCAGAACCCGUCGGCACAGACGCAUCUCGGGCGGCACAACAACAGCCUUCGACACCCCAAGCCAAGUCUAAACAGACCAUCGGCACCCCCGCCACAACAGCAAGCCUCAUCUCGCUCCUGUCCGACGCCGAGGACGACGAAGACGAGAUCUCCUUCGACCUGUCCGAGUUCACACCCUCGGGCCACCAUCGCAUCCUGGUCCACCGACCCUUGUUCCCUCGCCUUUCCACCUCCUUCUCCUCCUCAAUCAUGUCCAACAAAAACACCAAGAAGAAGACGAAGCGCGCCUCUCUCAACCUAGGCACCCACUCAACAAAGUCACACAAGUUCAGGACCCCGGCCAGGACCACACCGCUUGGUCCGGUCAGGGGCGCAACAACAGGAGAUGACACGAGGAAGAAGAUGAAGAAGGUGGAGGGAGGAAGGAGAACCAAGAAGCUUGCGCAGAGCGUCGUCCGUGUUUUGGGACAAGGAAGUGAAGUAAAUAAUGGCGGCACAGGCAGAUCAGCAAGUCCGGCAGGGUCGGUGGUGCAGACGCCUGGCGGUACGAGGAGGAGGUGUGGCGAGGAUGGGUGGACUUGUGAGAGGGACUUUUGUUUCAUCUGCAUGUAA
Molecule: messenger RNA, 2304 nt
Organism: Cryphonectria parasitica EP155
Lineage: Eukaryota; Fungi; Ascomycota; Sordariomycetes; Diaporthales; Cryphonectriaceae
Exons: 1
Coding region: 1-2304 (767 amino acids)
Cellular component (GO): nucleus
Molecular function (GO): protein heterodimerization activity; histone binding
Source: RefSeq, a predicted model, not a curated record